Pocillopora meandrina is the source of this 2494-nucleotide messenger RNA. The record is from the annotation of a GenBank genome assembly. NCBI's taxonomy places the organism in Eukaryota, Metazoa, Cnidaria, Anthozoa, Scleractinia, Pocilloporidae.
AUGAAUGGCGAGGUUGGCGAGCUAGAAGAACAGCUGGCAAGAAGAGACCAGGAAACGAAUGAACUAGAAAGGAGCCUUUCAACAGCUCAGCAGAUAUUACGUGACAAUCAGGCUCAAAGAUCACUAGAAAUGGAUUGUCAAGAAGCACAAAAGCGACAACUGGGGGAGAAAGCUGAGGGAGAUGAAACUUUACGAGAACACUUUGAGGAAAUGGAACGAAGGUCGAGAGAAGAAAUAACUGUAGUUUUGUGUGAACAGAUCACAGAAAAGGACCAGAAGUUGACGGAGAUGAUACAACAAUUGACAGUGACAGAGAAGCGAGAAGAAGAUCUUAAGACGCAGAUAAAGAAUGUAGAGGAACAGCUGAGAGAGAAUGAGAAUUUACGAACGAACCUGAGAGAUGUUGAGCAACGAUUAACACAGAAAGAGGCACAAGAAGAAAAUUUACGAUUAAGCCUGGAGCAGAUGGAGCAAAGGAUGAGAGAAGAAUUAACACAAAAGGAAACGAGAGAAACUGAGUUGCGCAAACAGCUUAGAGAAAGGGAGGAGCAGGCUGUUGAAUGUCAGAGACAUUUGAGCGGGAUGGAACAGCAAUUGUCAGAAAAAAACCAUCAAAACGAAACUUUACUGAAACAACUUAGGGAGAUGGAACAACGAUCGAGAGAGGUUACAGCGGAGAAUGAGAUGAGAGAAAAUGAGUUUCGUAAACAAAUCAGAGAGAGAAAGCAAGAACUGAGGGAGAUGGCGCAUCAGUUGAUUGAGAAGGAGCAACAAAAGAAGGACUUACGCACGCACACGGAACAACGGCUGAGAGAAGAAAUGAUAGAAGAAACUACGAGGCUAGGUAAACAGCUUAGAGAAAAGGAUCAGCAUUUAGCAAACGCUCGAACGCAGGUGGAGAAGCAAGAACUACUCAGAACAGAUCCCCAGCACCAACUUGAAGUAAUUGUAGCAGAAAAUGCAAAUCUCCGACAACAGGUUGUUAAUUUCGAGAAUCACACCGGAUCACAGCCCGAUGAUUGGGUAAUUUCCCGGGAUAAUAUUCAGUUGACUGAUAAAAGCCUUGGAGUUGGAGGGUGGGGCGAAGUUUUCGAGGGCAGGUACUGUGGUUGUUCUGUUGCCGUGAAGCGAAUCCAUGAGGCGAUCAAUUCGCCUCACAACCAGAGUUUGUUCCAGAGGGAAAUUAAUAUUGCUUCGCGAUGCCGACACCCUUGCUUGCUGCAGUUUAUCGGAGCGACUUAUGACGAGGAAAUUCCAUUGUUUGUUACUGAGCUGAUGGAAUCAAAUUUGCGCGAGCUACUGGAUCAACGACCUCUUUCCCGUGAGGAAAUCAUCGUAAUUUCGCUCGAUGUGGCUCGAGCGUUGAACUACCUCCACCAAAAGAAACCUCCUAUUUUUCACCGCGAUGUUAGUAGCGGCAAUGUGUUGCUAUGGCGACAGGCUAACCAGUGGCGAGGCAAAGUGUCAGAUUAUGGUUCUGCAAAGUUUGAGGAACAGUUUAUGUCAAUUGGCCCAGGUUGUUUCGCCUACAGUGCACCUGAAGUGCAGAUACGAGCAAAGCAUACAGCAAAGGUGAGAAAAUAAGCUUACAGAAUUUCCUUGGAUAUAUUUCUUUAAAACAUGAACCCUUUACAAUUAAGGAUUAAGCGGUACUUGUGUCUUAACUCAGUCUUAAGUCGUGUGCUCGGUUAACGCAAAACGGCAAAGUGUGCUCAGUCUACAAAAACGGCAAAGAGUGCACGGUCUACACAAACGGCAGUGUGCUCAGUCUACACAAACGGCAGAGUGUGCUCAGUCUACACAAACGGCAAAGUGUGCUCGGUCUACACAAACGGCAAAGUGUGCUCGGUCUACACAAAAGGCAAAGUGUGCUCGGUCUGCACAAACGGCAAAGUGUGCUCUGUCUAUACAAACGGCAAAGUGUGCUCAGUCUACACAAACGGCAAAGUAUGUUCAUUCUACACAAACGGCAGAGUGUGCUGGGUCUACACAAACGGCAAAGUGUGCUUAGUCUACAAAAAAGGCAAAGUGUGCUUAGUCUACAAAAACGGCGAAGUGUGCUCAGUCUACGCAAACGGCAAAGAGUGCUCGGUCUACACAAACGACAAAGAGUGCUCGGUCUACGCAAACGGCAAAGAGCUUGUGAAAACAGCGAUCUUAUUUCAUUGUCUUUUCUUGUCCUGCUUUUUAGAUUGAUGUCUACAGUUUCGGUGUUCUCCUCUGUGAAAUGUGCAUUCAGAUAUUCCCGGAUUAUGAAAACCGUGAACUUCAAAUCACUCAGAUGACAGACCAGGUAUUGCAAGACCUCGUCCGCCGAUGUGUGCGGUAUGAUCCCACUGAAAGACCAGACAUGACAGAUAUUAUCAGUACACUGGAAGAGUUCAGUAAAACGUUGUAAAUUUAUCGGGGCAUGUAUUUUUUAAACCAUUAUCGGGGUUCUUUUUUUUUUAAGAAUAUUAAAGAUGAAGAGUUGAUUUGAGAAAAAAAAUUAUUA